AUGGAGCCAUCUCUGAUGCCUAGAAUGAGUCCGGAGCAAGAAACUCACAUGGCAAAAAGCUGGCUUAGAGGACAUGGCUAUCGACUCCGGUUACCGCUUACCCACAAGACCCAGCCACAGCCGUCAGCCCCGAUCGAACUCGCAGACACCCAGCAAGAUCUUAAGGAAGAUGUCGACGAGGUAGAUGAGUUUUGCCAAGUUAUCCAAUGCUAUUCGAACGAGACAAAGAGUAGUAGUGAGCAUAAUGCUGGCCAAGGGGGCGUAAGGUUUGAUAUAUAUGGCGCGCACAGCUGGAAAGAGGUGGUUAGUAUCGUCCAAGCGGUCGAGAAAGAUUACAAGCACAGCGCCACUGGCUGGAAGGGGGCUGCGAGAUGGGCCUUUCGCAAGCUCGGUGAGCAUGCAGAGGACUUCAACCCUUGGUUGGACCUUUUGCCGGAUGACAAGUAUUUUAGCAUUGCUUGUGGCGGGCUCAAGAUAAUACUCGGUAUGGCAGCGCGAAGAAGCGAACAGCGGGAGGUUAUUCUUGCAUUCUUUGCUGAAAUUCCAGAAAUUAUCUUCUGGACCGAUCGCUACCAUUCUCUUUUCCAGGAUGAGGAGGGUUUGAAAUCCUACCUGUACGAGUUUUAUCUCGCUCUCCUGGCCAGAAUUCAAGGCAUGAUUGCAGCGUUGGUGGAUGUAUCUCUGUGGAGAAAGAUUAUCUCUGGUCUGCGUGUCAAAAAUGCAGACAAAUCGCUUGGACACGUCAACCAACGCUUCUCGCGGGCCAGGACCCAGCUCGACAAACAUCUCCAAUUCGUGCGCGAUCGGCUACAAGUGGAUACAAAUCAACGAGUCGUUUAUAUAAAGCCGAUCGUGGACGAUCUUGCAACAGGGCAGAAAGAAGUGAUUCAGCAAAAUUCAGAUUUGCGAAAUGACAUGCGCGAGGGCAUAAAUCGACUGGAAAGGCGGUUGAAACCAUGGGGCAUUGUCGCGGAGCAGAUGGAGCAGGUCCUUCAAAAUGAGUUGCAGAAAGCGCAGUGGCGAAUUAACCGGGAGAAUAUACAACGAGAGAAUCGGCAGUGGCAGAUUAUGCGCCAAGGGUAUCCCAGAAGCGACCUCUACUUCUUCCUUCGUUUGGAUGAGCAGGACGUGCGGCGGCAGCUUAUUCAAGAUCUCGAUGAUACGGGUCGCGAUGGACAAGAUAUUGAUAUGGCUGCUCAAACCCACGCUCAACAACUUCUCCGUAUGCCACAAUUUCAGGAUUGGAUCCGGUCUGACCAGCCAGACAUGCUCCACGUCGACGGAAACUGUGACAACUAUGCUAUGGCGAGAUGUUCUCCAUUCAGUCUCCUUUGUUGCGUACUUGCCAAUGAGCUACUACAGCAACCGCAAGCCCAGGUUCUAUUCUUCUUCUGUGGACUGCACAACCUUGCUGGGGAGCCCAUGGCAGGGCCGGUAGGUCUUGUCAAAUCGCUCAUCAUACAACUGCUCCUGGAUAGGGACGACAAAUAUGAUCUCCUUUUUCUGACCAUUGGGCGGAGAGAAGAAGCGUUGUAUCAAGAUGAUCUUCCCUCUCUAUGUGAGACAUUUAGGGAAAUGCUGGUCCAAAACCCCUCCGCUGCUCUUUUCUGUAUCAUCGACGGUGCAUCGCUCUUCGAGGUGCGAGAAUGGCAUGAAGAGAUGGAGUAUGUUGUUCAGCAGUUGUUCAACCUAACGACUGAUCCGGACAUUGCAACGGUGUUCAAGGUACUUAUUACGAGCCCGGGUAUUAGCCGACUCGCAAGUGGUGUGCCUCAAAACUGUCGCUUGUAUGUGCCAGAAAGCAACGAGAGAAUAUCAGACGCUGGCUUCCGGAGCCCAGAGGCAUUCCAAGACGAAGUCUAUCGUCGUCGAGAUGACUUGGCAGAUACUGCGGGAAAAUAUGAGGUCAACCCCUAUGAGGCAAUGUACAAGGUGGACAUGUACAGUGAAGAAUAUGAGUAG
Messenger RNA from Aspergillus tubingensis, 1962 nucleotides. Its product is annotated as similar to An01g02260. The coding region runs from base 1 to 1962 and encodes 653 amino acids. The transcript has 5 exons. Lineage: Eukaryota; Fungi; Ascomycota; Eurotiomycetes; Eurotiales; Aspergillaceae. The record is from RefSeq and is a predicted model, not a curated record.